GGACACUGUGGGUAAGCAGACAGAUGCGGAGUUGUUUGUUCUGCUUCACAGUCACACAAGGUGGAGGACUCUUCCAGGUUGUGCCACCUUGCCAGGUUCCCUUUGGAUCUGCCCACUCCGCUUCUGAGUCUGUUCAGGGACUUCCAAGUUGCCCAUUCUUGGUUUGCAUAGAGGAGCUUGGACCUCCGUCGUCUUUUUGACGGGCAAUACCUACUCACACUGGAUUGACGCUGGACUGACUGACUUCGAUUCUGGAUUAUCCCUUCUGCUGCUUAUCGGUGAGACCUUUGGAUUCCUAGACGGCUACGUUUGGCUAUUGACCUCUGGACCAGAUUGGGACCCUGCUGACUGCCGUUUCCCUGACUGCUGAGCCUGGACCUGGAUAUCGUUGGCUGUUGAACCUUAAAUUGAAUCCUGACUACGACCACGUUUUCCUUCGCUGCAGGGAGGAAUAAACAAGCCUGGUUUAGUCUCCUGCUGUUUCUGAGUAGCAGAGAGGAAUCUGCUACCAGUCUGUUGUUUACAUUCUGACUCCUGUUGAUCCUCCUUUGUUUGCAUUGUUUGCCAGGCUGAAGUAAGCACUUUUGAUUUAAUCCGGAUUAUACUUCUGUUUAACCCGGGUUUUUUUCCCUUUGAGUUGUUUAAGCUCAAUCUGAGUUUUUUUUGUUACCUAUCACACUGAAGUCAAGUGUUUGCCCUGUUUUUUGUCUCCUACGGGCAUUUUUAGUUUUGUAAUCUCAAUAAACUGAGUUUUGCUUUACUCACUGGUGUUCUGUCUCUGACAUUCACUUAUAUUUUAUACUAGCUUGUGUACCCGGAGAUGCUCAGGUUAUUUGAAAAAGUCAUUUUAGGAGAUGUAUAAGUUGGUGGGUAAACUACAACUCACAUCAUGCCAGGUUAAGCCCCUCAAACUCCAUCAAUACUUGGAAGUACGGCUUGCUGGGUGUGUGUGGGAAGUUUGCUUCAGGUGCGUCGUUGGUGGGGUUCCAUGUGCUCUCCACCUGCAAGGUGAACUACAGCUCCCACCAUGAAGCGUCACUCAACUGAAACCCCUCCAGUAGGUUGGGUGGGUCAUGGGGCUUGUGUGUGCCAAGUGUGGUCCUGGACUAUUGGGGUCUUCCUUUUGGGUAGAAGGGGGGUCAGACUGUAUGGCUCUCGGGUUCUCUUCCAACUCUGAGUCCAAUAACAACAACAAUACGAGGGUUGAAUGAAAAGUAAUGCCUCCACCUUCGUAACUCCUCAACAGAUGACAGUCCUGGUCUGCGGCAGGUCCGGGCUUGUUCAGGAGACUCUCCUCUACAGUUAGUUCCAUUGGGCGGGAAGCCUUAGCAUUGAACGGUUGUGUUGUUAAAGUGUGAAGUAUGGAACCCUGCGCAGACGGGGAAGCCUUAGCAUUGGACGGUUGUGUUGUGAAAGUGCGAAGUAUGGAACCCUGCGCAGACGGGGAAGCCUUAGCAUUGAACGGUUGUGUUGUGAAAGUGCGAAGUAUGGAACCCUGCGCAGACGGGGAAGCCUUAGCAUUGGACGGUUGUGUUGUGAAAGUGCGAAGUAUGGAACCCUGCGCAGACGGGGAAGCCUUAGCACUGGACGGUUGUGUUGUGAAAGUGCGAAGUAUGGAACCCUGCGCAGACGGGGAAGCCUUAGCAUUGAACGGUUGUGUUGUGAAAGUGCGAAGUAUGGAACCCUGCGCAGACGGGGAAGCCUUAGCAUUGGACGGUUGUGUUGUGAAAGUGCGAAGUAUGGAACCCUGCGCAGACGGGGAAGCCUUAGCAUUGGACGGUUGUGUUGUGAAAGUGCGAAGUAUGGAACCCUGCGCAGACGGGGAAGCCUUAGCACUGGACGGUUGUGUUGUGAAAGUGCGAAGUAUGGAACCCUGCGCAGACGGGGAAGCCUUAGCAUUGAACGGUUGUGUUGUGAAAGUGCGAAGUAUGGAACCCUGCGCAGACGGGGAAGCCUUAGCAUUGGACGGUUGUGUUGUGAAAGUGCGAAGUAUGGAACCCUGCGCAGACGGGGAAGCCUUAGCAUUGAACGGUUGUGUUGUGAAAGUGCGAAGUAUGGAACCCUGCGCAGACGGGGAAGCCUUAGCAUUGGACGGUUGUGUUGUGAAAGUGCGAAGUAUGGAACCCUGCGCAGACGGGGAAGCCUUAGCACUGGACGGUUGUCCUCCAAAGCCCCGUUUUGCUCUAAACAAGCAUUGA
Molecule: messenger RNA, 2198 nt
Organism: Anolis carolinensis (green anole)
Lineage: Eukaryota; Metazoa; Chordata; Lepidosauria; Squamata; Anolidae
Exons: 3
Coding region: 1362-2198 (278 amino acids)
Source: RefSeq, a predicted model, not a curated record